UAUAAAAAUGUAUGAAGCCUUUAAAUAUAAAACAGGCUUCUUCCAGUUCAGUCAUUAAAGCGCAAUUUAACGCUACUUUGGGACAUAGAAAUACUACAGUUUUCAUCGUGUGAGACAAUGAAUAUUGCAGAAUAUAUUGAAAUGGAUGACACAAAACGCAAGAAUUACAUGAUAGUUGGGGCCAUAGACUUUGGAACAACUUUCUCAGGAUACGCUUUUUCUACAAAACAUGAUUUUUUGACAGACCCCAAAAACAUCAGGAACAUUAGCAUAAAACACUGGGUGGAUCCUAUCAGCGCAAUGAUGUAUUACAAGACCUCAACAUGCAUUCUGUUCACCGAAGAAAAAAUAUUCGACAAAUUUGGUUUUGAGGCAGAGGCUAAGUAUUUGGACCUGAUACUUGACAAUGAUCAUGAAAAAUGAUAUUUUUUCAGAAGAUUUAAAAUGUCUCUUUACGCAAUACAGUCAGAAGUCCAAGAAAUGUUAGUUGAAGAUGAAACUGGAAAGACUAUGUCUGCUCGAAAAGUGUUUUCCGAAUCACUCAGAUUUUUAGUGAAUUCACUGUUUGAUGAAGUGAGGAAACAGCAAACCGAUAUUGAAAUGACGGAUAUUAGAUGGGUUGUCACAGUGCCAGCAAUCUGGUCUGACCCCGCAAAGGCAUUCAUGAGGAAAGCUGCAAUAGAGGCUGGAAUAGACUCUGGUAUGUUGACGAUAGCUUUAGAACCUGAAGCGGCAGCUCUAUAUGUUAAACAUCUUCCUGUAGAGAAAAGAAUUUGUGAAAAUGAGAACGAAGACUUCGAGACAUUUGCUCCCGGUUCAAAAUACAUUGUUGUGGAUGUUGGAGGGGGUACAAUUGAUAUAACUGCGCACGAGGUGCUGGAGGACGGUCACGUCAAAGAACUUAUUAAAGCCACUGGAGGGAACUGGGGAGGCACAAAGGUGGACGAAGAAUAUAUGGAUUUUAUCAAACGUCUCAUUGGUGAAGAUACUGCAAAGUAUAUUGAUGAAAACAUACCAAGUGUAUUUUUUGAAGCUUGUAGGGAGUUUGAAAUGGCCAAAAGAACAAUCAAACCCAAUUCCGACGGCAAAUUUAAUGUCAGGAUUCCCUCUCAAAUCGGGGAAACCUACUCAAUAGUAUAUUGCGGUAGAGAGUUGAAAUCAGUAAAAACUGUCUUUACAAAGUAUGAAAAACAUAUGGCCGUUUCAUUUACUGGAGACAAACUGCGACUGAAAUCAAAAGAUGCCAAAGAUUUCUUUGCUGAAUCGAUAACAAAAAUUGCUGAUUAUCUUUCAGAACUUAUUCAGCAAGAUGGUGGAAAUGACAUUACUACUAUUAUUCUUGUUGGUGGCUAUGCAGAGUCUCCGAUGCUUAUUGAGGGAAUUAAAUCCAGGUUUUCUCACAUGCGUGUUAUCAUCCCUACAGAAGCAGCAUGGUCAAUUUUGCUUGGCGCAGUCAUUUUCGGUCACAGUCCCAACCUUAUAAAACAUAGACGAAGCAAGUAUACCUAUGGCAUUGGCGUAAACAAAAAGUUCAAUCCUUCUGAACACGAUGAAAAACAUAAAUAUGAAGAAAAUGGAGAAUUUCGAUGUUGGGGGCUUUUUAGUAAACUAGUAGAGAUCGAUGAAAUUGUAUCUGUCGGUGAAUACAGAAAAAUUGAUAGGCAUUUUCAUAUAAAGAAUUGUAAAGAGGAAGGGAAUUUCAAAUUGUACGCUAGUACAUUGAAAAAUCCAAAAUAUGUUGAUGAGGAAGAAUGUUUCUUCAUCGGGCAUAUUCUGUCGCCUGGUCAUGAGUUUCUUCCCAAGCAUAUCAUUUACAUCGAUGUGUGUUUUGGAGAAACGCAAAUCAUGUUCUUAGCACAGCAACCAAAGAGUGAUAAAUUUUUUCUUUGCUAUCUUGGAGAUUGAUUUAAAAGCCAAAGGCUUAUGCGUAUUUAUGUUACUAACACAAAGGUAACAAUACAUACUUAUGUUAAUCAGAUUGUUGAGUGGAAGACUUCAAGACAAUAAGACAUUUUUUUUCUUGAUAUUAUUUACUCCAUUGUCUAGUGUACUCAUGACUCAUGUGUAGAUAUUUUGUAUCAGUCGUUUGCACAUUAUCUUUCUGAAAAUUAGUCCAAAAAAUAAUCUAGGGCAUAUAUUUUAAGAAUGUCAAUAUUGAUUUUGCUUAUAACAAGGCCACGUUCUUGAUUUCCUCAUAAUUGGAAAGUAAUAGACGAAAGUAUUAAAACCAUUGAUAGAAGUUUUUAUUCUCUUCGAUCAAAUAUUUAUUCUUCCGGUUCUCAACUUUUAUGCAGUUUGUUCAGAAAAAAAAUAUAUGUAGCAUCAAAGCAACACAAAACGCAGGAUUGAGGUAGCACUUUUCAAGUUGUGUAUUGAUCAAACCAUUGAUAAGUGUAAAGUAUGAAAUUCAAUGUACGGGGUAGUGUUGUUCUAGUCGGAUUAUUUAUAUCGUAAACAACGACAGAGGAAAUCCUGGGCGAGAAACAAAAGUAUAACUACAUACCUCUUAACAUAUAUUUGAUAAAAUCAACAUCUGUUCUAAUAUUUUCAACAAAAAACACUUAUCAACUUGAAGAUACUUUUUAUUAUUCUUAUAUUUUACGUAUUUUAAAUCUGUUUUAGUGCUGUUUACAAAUUUACAGAACAUAACACUUACAGUUCUGUCGUCAUCUUUUUGUAAAUCAAUCUAUUUUAUGUAAAAAAAAAAUUGUCUUUUGUAUUUUUAUAUAGAUAAUAAUUUUUUCUACGUAUUAUUUGAAAAUCUGUGAUUUUUCUGUAAGAUUUGUUGUUUUUAAAAUCCAUAUAGGAAUAUAAUAACUAAGCUAUGUUAUGUCACGUUGUUCCUGUUUGAAAAUGCUUCAAGAAAAUUAACAUCAACACUUCUCCUUGUUGGUGAUCUUGUAGGGAAAAUGUUGAAACAAUAUUACAUGUACAUGUUUUUAUUUCCUAUGAUAAGGUACAACGACUGUGAAGUGAUUUAAUAUUUUGUAUAUGUCAUUAACAACUAAGCAUUUGUGUAACAAAAUAGCCCUUGUUACCUAUCAUUAUAUAAUCGAACACUGGUGAUUGGACUUUAUAUUUUACGUAUCCUAUAACUUUGACUAUACUGAUUGGACGUUACAUAUUAUUCUUUGAACUAUUGUGAUUUGACUUUAUCAUUUAAUUUCAGAAUCAGUAUAGAAUGCUUUCGUAAAGUAAAUACCUUUAUUUAAUGUAUAUUCCAUGUUAAUUGAAUCACGAAUAUUAUGUGUCCAUCAAAGACUUUAUUGCUUUAAAGGAAGGUCAGAGAGAGAGCCAAUAGCUACCAUGUUUACAUAUUUAUGGGGUGUAUUGUUUUGAGGUGAUGAUCCUUUAAUGACCGUAAUUAAAUCCUUAAGCUUGCUGGUCAGUAUGUCUCCAAUUUGGACAUAUGUUCUCGAUUAGUACACAAAUAUCCUGAGGGGGUAAAGUUUGAAAUAAACUAAACAAUUACAUACAUCAUUCGGCUAAUCGAAGUCAAUUAGCCCUUUGAUCGGCUCAGGUAAAUGACAGUAAUUGGUCACGAUACAGUGACCCUCCCACUAGUCAAUAUCUGUCGCAACCUUGAUUGACCCUAAGUACACUGAUUAAGGGCGGGUUCUUGACUGACCAGCUUGACGCCAUCUUGGAGCAUCAUAGUAACAAGGUGGUGGCGCCCUCUUAAUGGGCUUUUCAACACCCAGUGAACACUUAUAUUACUUUGAUAGUUGUUUUCCCCAAAUAGUAUGAAACUACCAACUUCUCGGCUGUUAGGUUAAUUCCGACGCUCUUUCGAACUCUCAACAUCUCUCUCUCUGACUUCCCCGAAUUGGGACUGUGUAUUUAGUUUGUUUUUUUCCGAAUAAAACCACUAUACGAUCACUUAAGACUUUUACUUAACGUGUACACUAGUUACGUACUAUAUGCGUGGUAGUGUUAUAUUCGUUAAAAACUAAAUAUUCCACAUACAUGUACGAGGGUCAAUAAAAAAAGAAAA
This is a messenger RNA of Magallana angulata, 3994 nucleotides long. Its product is annotated as heat shock 70 kDa protein 12A-like. Bases 445 to 1905 code for a protein of 486 amino acids. The transcript has 5 exons. Gene Ontology annotation, molecular function: ATP-dependent protein folding chaperone; ATP binding. The record is from RefSeq and is a predicted model, not a curated record. NCBI's taxonomy places the organism in Eukaryota, Metazoa, Mollusca, Bivalvia, Ostreida, Ostreidae.